Punctularia strigosozonata HHB-11173 SS5 is the source of this 1047-nucleotide messenger RNA. RefSeq lists its product as uncharacterized. The record is from RefSeq and is a predicted model, not a curated record. The transcript has a single exon. The coding region runs from base 1 to 1047 and encodes 348 amino acids. NCBI's taxonomy places the organism in Eukaryota, Fungi, Basidiomycota, Agaricomycetes, Corticiales, Punctulariaceae.
AUGGCUGCCUCUGUACGCUUUGAAGACCCCCCUCCUGCUCACCUCGAGCUCUGUUAUCCAGGCGGCCCGGACCGCUGGCGCUCACUGCUCAUGCGCUCUUCGAGCCUGCGCGUGCUAAAGCUGCAAAGCUUUCGGAGCGUCGGUAUGUCCGUCGUCCUGCAGACGUUCCGCCAUCUACCGUAUUUGGAAGAGCUCGAUUGGCAGCUGGGCCUGCCGCGCGACGACAUCGCGGCGGCAUCGACGUCGCGUAUCGAGAUGGUCCGCCUUCUCACCGUCACUCUCACAGGCGUUACCUCCGGAUGUGCUACCGUGUUACGGCACCUGAUCAUCCCGGAGGAGGCAGUGGUCACGGCGAUAUUCAACGCCGAUCGGGACGAACCCUUGUGCUCACGCUUUAGUACAUCUCUCUGGGACGCGUCGAUCCAGGAUCGAUUCGGCGGACCCGUGGACCGCGGCGGAGGGCCCGACGAUCUCCGGAUCUCGCAGUCCGACACCCUCCUCGUCGUACUGCUCGGGACAUCGCGGAAGCAGCAGAUGCGCAGAACACACACGACGUUCAUGAUCUUCAAGAUGGCUUCAGCCGAGCAGCUCCAGAUCUUGCGCGCGCUUCAAGACCGGUUCGCGCUCCCGACCAUCGUCUCGCUAUCUGUGGUCACAUCCCCCGCGGGCGCCGUCGGCGUCGACGAAUGGGCAGAGGUCCUCGCGCACUGCCCGCAGAUUAUGUCCCUGUCGCUCGUAAAUACCUUGUCGGCGAGGAUGAUCUUCGACGCGUUGAACUCGUGCGCAUCUGGCACGGACCCAGCGAGCACGCUGCUGUGCAAUCUGAAGCAGAUCGUGGUGAAUGACACAUCAGACGUCCGCGAAGAUUGGUUCGAUGCUUGCCGAACGUUCAUCGCGAACCGUUGCGCCGCCAUCGAAGCGAUGGCCAGGCCCAGGGGGCUCGACUCACUCUACUUGCAGGAAUGCAAAAGCAUCAUGGAAGACGAGCUUAAAUCGUUGGAAAUGCUGGUACCUGUGAAGUUGGUCGGCGGAUUCGAGUUCUGGUGA